GGCAAUAGACCUCUCCGCCUCGCGGCCAGAGAGGGCCACGUGGAGGUCCUCGAGCGGCUCUUGGCCGCGAAAGCCACGGUGGACGCAGAGCAGAAGAGCGGUGAAAGACCUUUGCACUGGGCGGCCUGGAGCGGCCACCGCCACGUGGUGGAGCGCCUCCUGGCGGCCGGUGCCGUCGUGGAGGCGCAGGACAAGAAAUGUGGUUGCAGGCCGCUCCACUGGGCGGCCUUCGAGGGCCACCUGCCCGUGUGGAGAGACUCCUUGCGGCGAAGGCCGAGGUCGAAGCCAAGGACAACAGAGGCAAGAGCCCAUUUGACAUGGCCAAGGAGGGGCACAAGUGGAAGGUGAUGGGCGUGCUGCGUCCCGUCCACGUGCUGCUUUUGAGCGGGGAGGCCGUGCCCUGCAGCUUGGCAAGCAGGACACUUUAAGAUUGCUUUGUAGCGAGCUGGCACCAUGGGUGUCGCAGUUUGGAGAAGCAGAGAUCCUGGGUCAAGAUUCCUUCCUGCUUUGUCUAUAUAUAUAUAUAUAUAUUAUAGCAGAACAAUGCAUCACUUGCUUGCCAAUGUUUGAAAUUGAUAGCUACUCUCUACUGAUAACAUCACUAUAGGC
Molecule: messenger RNA, 609 nt
Organism: Durusdinium trenchii
Lineage: Eukaryota; Dinophyceae; Suessiales; Symbiodiniaceae
Source: the annotation of a GenBank genome assembly